AUCGUAAAAAUUUCCUUCUCAUAACAAUUUUCAUGACAGUUUAUAAAAUUGAUCUGAAGAAACGUGAAAGUAUUCAUAUUUACUUACAUUUCAUUUGAAAUCAAAGUAUCUACUGUAGGUAAUAGUUUGAAUAGUGUAAAAUGUCGGAUCGACUUAAGAAUACGAACACAAUCUCUAACGAGGAAGUUAUUGAUGAUUUAACAAAAGAUUUGGAAUUCCUAAAUGCUGAAGAGAGUACAGCAAAUAAUGUAAUCAAUCCAGAAAGUACUAUCGAGGAUUUUAUGAAUUCCGGCGGAGAUGCCCAGACAACAGACAUUCCAUAUACUGAAGAAUAUGAUAAAGAUGAUAAAACCAGUGAUUAUAGAGCGGAAAGUGACAAAGAUGAAAGCGACACAGAUUCUAUAGACGAGGAAUCUCUGAAAGAUGCGGAAUUGGAUCUCACCGAUGACCAAAGAGAGGAACGAAGAGUUAAAGCGGAGAGUUUAAAGAAUGAAGGAAAUGAAGCGUUUAAAAUUGGUGAAUAUGAGAAAAGCGUUGAAAAGUAUACUGAAGGUUUAAGAAUCUGUCCCCUACAGUUUGAACAACAACGGUCCAUUUUGUACUGCAAUCGAAGUGCUGCGAAAAUGAAAUUAGAGAAAUACAAGCGGGCGAUCAAAGACUGUACUAAGGCUAUUGAAUUGGACGAAAAAUAUUUAAAAGCAUAUAAUAGGAGGGCACAAUCAUAUGAAGCUACGGAGAAGUUUGAUGAAUGUUUAGUGGACUACAAGAAGAUUCUAGAAAUAGAUCCAGGACAUAAAGAGGCUCAGGCAGCAGUCAUCCGUCUACCACCUCUCAUAGAAGAGAAGAAUGAGAAAUUAAAGAAGGAAAUGCUCGGGAAAUUAAAAGAUUUGGGCAAUAUGAUACUAAAACCGUUUGGAUUGUCUACCGAUAAUUUCCAAAUGGAACAAGAUCCUGAAUCGAAAGGAUAUAAAAUUAAUUUUAAACAAUAAAUAUAAAGCUGUCCCGUUGUUUUUA
Messenger RNA from Papilio polytes (common Mormon), 1014 nucleotides. RefSeq names its product tetratricopeptide repeat protein 1-like. The record is from RefSeq and is a predicted model, not a curated record. Gene Ontology annotation, molecular function: protein binding. NCBI's taxonomy places the organism in Eukaryota, Metazoa, Arthropoda, Insecta, Lepidoptera, Papilionidae. The transcript is spliced from 4 exons. Bases 141 to 989 code for a protein of 282 amino acids.